GUAAACUUUGGGUGCUCAGCCUUUCGAUAGUGAAACUGUACAUUUUCAUCUUCGUAAUGUACAUCGAAUGCUUCCGGCCUCAUCAACUCGACCUCCUCAUUCAAUCUCUUUCAACAGCAAGGACUCCAUCCUUCCUUCCUUCUGUCAACUAUAAGAUCUAGAUCUAGAGCAAUAGCUCUAUCCAAUCUGAGUAUUGAAUCCUUUUCUGAUAUUACUCUACAAGUAAGUACCGUAGUAAUAUCCCCUUUGGUUGAGACGACAAUCUUCAUUAUUUACGAGAAAGAAAAACCAUGCGAACGCCAACGUUCCACAACAAUCUGCAUCUUCAGAGACGCCGCCUCUUGGUGGGAUCCUUCCUCCUCGUGUUGCUGCUCUCUCCUACUACCGUGCAAGCCGACUUUAUGUCGUUUGUCCGUUCCAUGACGGGUCGCUAUGAACGCCGCAACUUUUGGUUCUACUGGUACCUCUACAAGAAGAAGCAUCAAAAGCUAGUUCAGCAGCAAAACGCCGAGUACAAUGCCACGUCCUUUCUACUCAACUACAGUCGCUGUAACUUUAGCGACCCCGACACGUUGGCAGAUUGUCCUCCGACUCCCGAGCCAGUCCAAGGCCGCAAUACUGCAAAUAAUUGGACCACCGUGCCCGUGGGCUGUUUGGACAAUCCCGACGAUCCCCAGUGUCAACCCGUCGUGGCGCCGGCGACCAGCGGUGGUAGUGGGAAACCCACGGGUGCCAAACAAGGAGAUGGAUAA
Messenger RNA from Seminavis robusta, 752 nucleotides. The record is from the annotation of a GenBank genome assembly. NCBI's taxonomy places the organism in Eukaryota, Bacillariophyta, Bacillariophyceae, Naviculales, Naviculaceae.